AAUACUAAUCAAUCCUCCAUGGACCCUCAUUUCCCGUCCUCCACCUCCCAUUUUCACAUAUAUAACGAACACCUCUUAUCUUCCCUUUACUUCUACCGUUAGUUUUUGCGUUCAGUAGCAGAAUCAGGAUUUGAAACUCGAGAAUAUAUCAGAUGGCGGCGUACGACGCAACUGGCGGAGCGAACCCGGUCUGGCUGAACAAAGGUGACAACGCAUGGCAGAUGACCUCCGCCACGCUGGUGGGUCUCCAGAGCGUGCCGGGGCUCGUCAUCCUCUACGGGAGCAUAGUGAAGAAGAAGUGGGCGGUAAACUCCGCUUUCAUGGCCCUCUACGCCUUCGCCGCCGUCGUGAUCUGCUGGGUGACGUGGGCCUACAAGAUGUCGUUCGGGGAGAAGCUGCUGCCGUUUUGGGGCAAGGCCGGGCCUGCCUUAGGGCAGAAGUUUCUGCUCAAGCAGGCUGCCAUCCCCGCCUCCGCACACUACCACGCCAACGGCGAUCUCGAGACUGCCAUGGCCACGCCGUGGUACCCUAUGGCUAGCAUGGUGUACUUUCACUGCAUGUUUGCGGCCAUAACACCGAUACUGUUGGCAGGGUCGGUGCUGGGGAGAAUGAACUUCAAGGCGUGGAUGAUGUUCGUGCCUCUGUGGCUGACCUUCUCGUACACUGUCGGUGCGUUUAGCAUGUGGGGCGGAGGGUUUUUAUUUCAUUGGGGAGUUAUGGACUACGCCGGCGGGUACGUCAUUCAUCUUUCUUCAGGGACCGCUGGUUUCAUCACUGCUUACUGGGUAGGACCUAGGGUGCAGAUGGACAGGGAGAGAUUCCCACCAAACAACGUGCUGCUGACUUUGGCGGGAGCAGGGUUGCUGUGGAUGGGAUGGGCCGGUUUCAACGGCGGAGAUCCGUAUGCGGCCAACAUAACCGCCUCCAUGGCUGUCCUCAACACUAACAUCUGCGCCGCCACGAGUCUCUUGGUGUGGACGGCGCUCGAUGUCAUCCUCUUCAACAAGCCCUCCGUCAUCGGAGCAGUCCAGGGAAUGAUUACCGGCCUCGUCGUCAUUACUCCCGCUGCAGGUCUUGUACAAGGAUGGGCAGCAAUAGUGAUGGGAGUAUUGGCUGGCAGCGUGCCAUGGUUCACCAUGAUGAUCGUAGACAAAAGGUGGAGACUCUUAACCGCAGUUGACGACACCCUCGGCGUCGUCCAUACCCACGCAGUGGCCGGAUUCCUAGGUGGCAUAUUGACCGGCAUCUUUGCCGAGCCCCAACUAUGUAAGCUCUUCUUGCCAGUCACGAACUCUCGCGGGGUAGCCUACGGGGGCAUCCAAGUGUUCAAACAAAUCGUAGCCGCCCUGUUCAUCAUCGGAUGGAACAUCGUGGUGACCUCAAUCAUUUGUGUGGCAAUUCGGUUUGUGGUUCCUCUACGCAUGCCGGAGGAGCAGUUGUUGAUUGGAGAUAACGCAGUGCAUGGGGAAGAGGCCUACGCUUUGUGGGGUGAUGGGGAGCUGUACGAUCAUCCUUCUAUUAUUAUAAAUAAUAACGGACGUGUGGCUGAGCCUCCCAAUUAGGCUGGGUUCCAAACUCAUUUUCAAAAAAACAAAAACAUUAUUUGGAAAAUGGUAAGUUUGCAUCCAGUGGCGCCACUCAGGCUGUCUAAGCUACCCUCCUACCAAAAUAUCAUUGUGAAUUUUAUCGGUUACAGUUGUACGUGUAUUGUCACUGAAACAAUUACAUGUCCUCAUUUGCAUGUAUAUUGUGAAUUAUAUCGGUUACAGUUGUACGGGUAUUGUCACUGAAACAAUUACAUGUCCUCAUUUGUAUGUAUAUUGCUAUUUGGGUUUGCAUUUGGCUUA
Molecule: messenger RNA, 1847 nt
Organism: Rosa rugosa (rugosa rose)
Lineage: Eukaryota; Viridiplantae; Streptophyta; Magnoliopsida; Rosales; Rosaceae
Product: ammonium transporter 3 member 1-like
Exons: 3
Coding region: 153-1562 (469 amino acids)
Biological process (GO): ammonium transmembrane transport
Cellular component (GO): plasma membrane
Molecular function (GO): ammonium channel activity
Source: RefSeq, a predicted model, not a curated record